Molecule: messenger RNA, 453 nt
Organism: Lentinula edodes (shiitake mushroom)
Lineage: Eukaryota; Fungi; Basidiomycota; Agaricomycetes; Agaricales; Omphalotaceae
Exons: 3
Coding region: 1-453 (150 amino acids)
Source: RefSeq, a predicted model, not a curated record
AUGGCCGCAGACUCUGGGACCCUGGACCCACCAAGUAUUGUUUCGGCUUCGAAAAACCCUCCGUUAGAAAUUCUUACCCUUCGUGAUGGUGGCUUCCCCAUUUCGCAUCGUGAUGCGCUUGCAUGGGCAAAUCGUGUCCGAGCUGCCAAUGGCCUGCGCCUUCUCACUGAUGCGCCGCAUGAUUCAGGAUCUAUUAUGGGGACAUUGAAUUAUGUAGUUGAAGCAGCCGGUGGUGUCAAAUGUAAUCCUCAUGGCCGUAUCGAAGCUGGCAAACCAUAUGAGAAAUACAAUAUUAUUACACAGUACGAAGUGGGAGAAUGGGUAUCCGUAAAUGGGGUUGUGGAGCCCAGUGCUUACCUGGUUGAAGGGGAAACUGAAACAAUUGGCAAGGAAUUGUUGAGACGAGAAGGUAUUGCUCAUGAACCAUUUACAUCAUGUUCUACCUAUUAUUGA